Messenger RNA from Perca fluviatilis (European perch), 3524 nucleotides. RefSeq lists its product as uncharacterized. Gene Ontology annotation, molecular function: G protein-coupled receptor activity. The record is from RefSeq and is a predicted model, not a curated record. NCBI's taxonomy places the organism in Eukaryota, Metazoa, Chordata, Actinopteri, Perciformes, Percidae. Gene Ontology annotation, cellular component: membrane. The transcript is spliced from 25 exons. Bases 53 to 3505 code for a protein of 1150 amino acids. Gene Ontology annotation, biological process: adenylate cyclase-activating G protein-coupled receptor signaling pathway; cell surface receptor signaling pathway.
CCAGAACAGUUCGCCCUGUCCACUUCAGAGUCACUUAUUCAAAGGAAGUACAAUGGUUCCCCUACUGCUGUUGAUGCUGCUGCCCACAUCGCUGGCUGACCAAGUUUGUCUCAACAUUUCAGAUAGUAACAUAACUAUUACCAUGAACAAUACCAACAUCCUUGAUGAGGCACCUGGUUAUGUGACAUGCCUGAAGGAUACAUUCCCCUGCCUCUUUCAAUGCACGUUCAAUGAGAAGUUGGACAUUCUAUCACAGCCUUGCUUUGACGCUAAUGUGACAAUACACGACACCAGGGUUGAGUACAGCAUGACACAAAAUAGCAAUUGCAGUGUCUACUUAUGCAAGAACAUUACCAUCUUGCCAAUGAUUCAUUCUCUGGCUAGUCAAGACUCUGAGACAGGCAUGAUGCAACUCUUCUACAUGAGGGAUUCAUGUCCGGACCUCUUCAGUAGCGACCAUGAAGUCAAGACAGCCUUUAUUAGUGAGGAAAGAAAGAUGAUUCAUAACAUCAUGGGAAAAUCCCAGCUUGAGACUGGAGGCUCCAUUAACUACGAACUGAAGGACUUGUCUCUGAAUGUGCUCAACUUCAGUGGGGCUGAGCUCACCGACUCUGAAAUCAAGAUAGUAGCUCCACAGCUGCUGCCUCAGAACACAUCAUUUAUCCCUGACAUUUGGCUGCCUGCAGACGCCCUGGACACCCUCCCAAAGGAGAAGAGGAUUAUUGGUUUGGUCAGCUACAUGCAGCACAGCCAGUUCAAAUUUAAACAGGAGGAAAUCUCAUCAAUGGUUCUCAGAAUCGAGGUACUGGGCGAACACCGCCUUCAGAAUCUGAAGAAGCCAAUCAAGAUGACUUUCAGAAUUGCUCUUCACACAGCUAUGGCUAAUGACUCGUGGUUACAGUGUCACUAUUUAGAUGAAAGUGAUUGGCACUGGAAAUCAGAUGGAUGUGAGACCAAUGAUACCCAGACUCACAUUACUUGCAACUGUAACCAUGCAACACCCUUUGCAGUCUUACUGAUGAGAGGCCCAAUUUCAGAAAUCCACUGGAAAAUCCUGUCGAACAUCAGUUACAUAGGCUGCGGCCUGUCUGCGUUCUUCACUGCUUUUUCCCUUGUGCUAUAUGUCUUCGGUCGAAACCAGAAAAUGGAUUACUCCAUCUCUAUUCAUGUAUCUCUGAGCGGGGCCUUACUUCUGCUCAAUACAACCUUCCUGCUGACCGAGUGGGGGGCCACGGUAGAGCCAGCCUGGGUGUGUGUGUUUGUCGCCGCUCUCAUGCAUUACUCCUUGCUCUGCUGUUUCACCUGGAUGGCCAUAGAGGCACUUCACCUUUAUCUACUGCUGAUAAAGGUGUUUAACACCUACUUCAAACACUACAUGGUCAAACUGUCUCUGGCUGGAUGGGGAAUCCCUGGUGUAAUCGUGGCAGUCUCUGUGGGAAUGAAGGACUUCAAACAGUUCUAUGGACAUACAGAAAUGACCAUGGCUGAUACUAACCAAACCAACACCAUCUGCUGGAUUACAGAUGACUCCUACUUCUACUCCUUGAACCUGGUGUAUUUCACCCUUAUAUUCAUUUUCAACUCUGGCAUAUUGUUGGUAGUGGCCUCUAACAUCUGCAAAAUGAAACAAGUCUUCAGGAGCACUUCGAAGCUUGGAGCAGAGGCUCAGGGAAAGACUUUGAGAGGCUCCGAGAAGUUCAACGAUUCGUGCAGGAGUAGCCUCAUCGUGAUGGGUCUUACCUGUCUGAUGGGCACCACCUGGGGCCUGGCCUUCCUGGGCUCAGGAUAUAUCAACUACCCCAUCCUCUACCUCUUCUGCAUCCUCAACUCUGCACAAGAUGUGAAACUCCCCGAUCAUUCAUCAAGCAGAACACCGCUGUGCAGGGAACAGUCACAUCACAUGUGUCUGAGCAUCACUGAGACGAUGUGGAUUACUUUUUCUUUAGUCACACUUGCGUGGUUUUCUACGGCCCAAGCUGCCGGUAACUGUGAAAAUGUCCUUGAUGAAUGUCUAAAACAACAAAAACAAGGUGGUGGCCCCUGGACCAGGUGCUAUGAGGACAGCAUUGGAAGCUGUAGGCUACCGAGACGACCGAUCCCAAACUUCAUUUAUCAGAGUGUGAGCUGGUCUGAAAAGGUUGAAGAGAGUCCCACUCCUGAACACAGCAUUUACAUCCCAGCCUCGGCUCUCCAGAGAAGCAGGGGAUCUGUGCCUGACAAGGAGACCCUGCUGGUGGCCUCUCUGAUCAACAGCACUUUUUUCCAGCUGAGACCCACUCUGUCAAAAGCGAUACUGCUCAUACCACCAGACCAGCCUGUCCGUGUUUUGGGGGGGUUAGUCCUGGCAGUGAGGGCAGGGAACCUUCCUGUCAAAAACCUCUCCCAACCCAUCAAAUUAACCUUCAAACACAACAAACAGGUGGGAGAUGGGACAUGUGUGUUUUGGCGGGAGUCAAUGCUUAAUGAUGGAACAGGUAGCUGGAGCACAGAGGGCUGUGAUACCGAUGACACCGGAGCUGAAUUUAUUUGCAGCUGCAACCACAUGAGCUUCUUUGCUGUGCUUGUGAACCCUGUGUUAUCAGUGGGAGAAAGUGAUGCUGUGAACCUGAGCUAUAUCACCUACAUUGGCUCAGCGCUCUCCGUCUUCUUCACAGUCAUCAGCUUGAUCCUCUAUAUAUGUCUACAACGUCGGCGUCCAGAGAAGGCUAUCGGGGUGCAUUUGCAACUAACAGGAGCGCUGCUCUGCCUCCAUCUCACCUUCCUGCUGUGCAGCUUCUGGGUGUGGCAUCUGAAUGAGAAUGAGGAGGGCUGGGUUUGCCAGGGUCUGGGUCUCUUUUUACACUGGUCCCUGCUGGCCACCUUCAGCUGGGCAGCUCUGGAAGGCUUCCACCUCUACCUUCUCUUAGUCCGAGUCUUCAACAUCUACGUCAGGAGAUACCUGCUAAAGCUCAGCAUGGUGGGAUGGGGUGUUCCAACACUGGUUGCAGUGGUUUGUGGGAUUUCAGGUGUUUAUGGUAAAUACAAUCUGAGGAAUGCCAACAACCAGACUUCAACAGCACAGAUAUGCUGGAUGAGCAGCCAGUUCCCACAGAGGCUCCUGGUCAGCUUCAUCACUACCGUGGCCGUCCCAUGUGUGCUGAUGAUACUGUGUAAUUCCUGCAUGCUGGGGCUGGUGGUGUUUAAGCUCUGGGGGCUACGGGCAGGUAGUGGAGGCGCUCAAAGCAGUGGCUGGAAGAAGAUAAACAGGGAGAAAGGGAUGAAGUUAUUGAAAGACUGUGCCACAGUGCUGGGCCUCAGCUGUGUGCUGGGCUUACCUUGGGGAUUAGCGAGUAUCACCUACAUCUCUCUCCCUGGGAUCUACAUAUUCACUAUACUAAACUCCCUGCAGGGUGUAUUCAUGUUCCUGUGGGCUGUGGCUUUGACCUGCAAGUCUCGUUCUGACAAUAACUCCUCAACCAGAGACCCUUCUUCUCAGAAAAUAAUGACCACCAGUUUCAACACCUGAUGUUCACAACUACAAAAAA